Messenger RNA from Fraxinus pennsylvanica, 555 nucleotides. NCBI's taxonomy places the organism in Eukaryota, Viridiplantae, Streptophyta, Magnoliopsida, Lamiales, Oleaceae. The record is from the annotation of a GenBank genome assembly.
AUGGCUUCCAAAUUGUUAAUGAUCAUUGUCUUCGUUUUCGAUCUCAUUUCUUUUGCCUUGGCUGUUGCUGCUGAGCAAAGAAGAAGCACUGCCACGAUAAAGUUGGAUAACGAGAGUAAUUAUAACUAUUGCGUAUAUGAUUCUGAUAUUUCUACUGGAUUUGGAGUCGGCGCAUUUUUUUUCCUCAUGGCGAGUCAAGCACUCGUAAUGUUUACCAGUAGAUGCUUCUGCUGUGGCAAGGCUCUAAGUCCUGGAAGUUCGAGGGCGUGUGCAGUUCUUCUUUUCGGCUUUUGCUGGGUGACAUUUUUCAUUGCUGAGGUUUGCUUGCUGGCUGGAUCGGUGAGGAAUGCUUAUCACACCAAGUAUAGGACGCGGUUUUUCGAAAACCCUCCAUCUUGUGAGACCGUGAGGAAAGGAGUUUUUGCAGCAGGAGCGUCUUUCAUUUUCUUCACUGGCAUUAUCUCCGAGUUUUACUAUAUUUCUUAUUACAAGGCUCUGGGAAGCCCUGGACCAUUCGGAGGAGAAGCUGGCAUUGGCAUGGGACUGUUUAAGUGA